UUGGACCGCUCUUUUUUUUCUUCGUUCGGGUUUUGUCUACAAGAAAGUAGCACGUCGUUUUCAUCCCCGGUGGGAUCUGGAGAGUUGAAAUUGUCUGUGUUGUUUACCGAGUUAGCUAGCUGUAGUAUGCGCAUUGCCUGCUGUAGAUGCAAGCUAUAAGGCUGUUACUGGGUGACGCAUUGGCUUUGGUCGAGCUACUUCGCUGCUAGUCGAUGGAAACCCGCUUGUUGCGGGGCUUCUAUAUAUGCGUGCUGGUAUGAUGACCGUUUGAUCGGGGAAUGGGUCUGAGGAGGUGUGCAGACAAUGUACAGUGCCAAGUCAGGAGAUUGCAUCCAUUAACUCAAGUUUAUAUAGCUCUUAGGCAUUGAUAUUUAUCAGCUGUUGUUAUAGAUGGGAAAUAAUUGCGUCGGUUCGAGAGUUUCUAGAGAUGGUUUCUUUCAGUCCAUCUCGAAUUCGGUGUUUGGGUAUCGAUCGAGCGACAAUAUAGAUGGUCAUAGAGGGAUUUCCGAUCGGUCGAUGUCCAUCAGUAAGGACAGAGAAGGUCCUCUGUCUGUUCAGGAUAAGCCCCCGAUGCAGGUCGCGAUAGUUAAGGAGGAGCCGAAAAUGGAGCAGGCCGCGAAGCAAAAGGAAGACACUAAGGCAAUGGGACAAGCGACAAGCGUUGUAGAGAUCAAAGUGCCGCAGCCCUCGAGACAAAAGGAGGAUGUCAAACCAGCAGCGCCAGCACGACCCAAGAAAUCUCUCCACGUGAAGAAGCCUUCGAGCGCAGGGCUCAUGGAAGAUUCGGUGUUACGAACAAAAACUGGUCACUUGAAGGAGUACUACCAUUUGGGGCAGAAGCUUGGACACGGUCAGUUUGGCACUACAUUCCUUUGCGCAGAGAAGGCGACUGGUAAAGAGUACGCUUGUAAAUCCAUCGCAAAGAGGAAAUUGUUGACAAAGGAUGAUGUCGAGGAUGUGAGACGGGAAAUACAGAUAAUGCAUCACUUGGUGGGGCAUCCUAAUGUGAUAUCCAUCAAAGGGGCAUAUGAAGAUUCCGUGGCAGUUCAUGUGGUUAUGGAAUUGUGUGCAGGAGGUGAGCUCUUCGACAGGAUUGUAAAGAGGGGGCAUUACACUGAAAGGAAAGCAGCUCAACUUGCCAGGACUAUAGUCGGUGUUGUGGAAGCUUGCCAUUCCCUUGGCGUCAUGCAUCGAGAUCUUAAGCCCGAGAAUUUUCUAUUCAUUAAUGAACAGGAGGAUUCUCCCCUGAAGACGAUAGACUUCGGAUUAUCAAUCUUCUUCAAGCCAGGGGAGACUUUUACCGAUGUAGUAGGAAGCCCAUAUUAUGUCGCACCUGAAGUUCUGCGGAAGAGUUAUGGUCCAGAAGCUGAUGUAUGGAGCGCCGGUGUGAUCCUCUACAUUCUCCUAAGUGGUGUUCCUCCAUUUUGGGGCGAAUCGGAGGAGGAGAUAUUUGAAGAGGUUUUGCAUGGUGAUCUUGACUUCUCAUCAGAUCCUUGGCCCAACAUAUCUGAAAGUGCUAAAGAUCUAGUCAGAAGAAUGCUUCUCAGGAAUCCUAAAAAGCGGAUAACUGCUCAUGAAGUCCUUUGUCAUCCUUGGAUUCAAGUCGAUGGGGUUGCUCCAGACAAGCCUCUUGAUUCUGCGGUCUUGACUCGCUUGAAACAAUUCUCUGCCAUGAACAAAUUCAAGAAGAUGGCCCUUAGAAUCAUAGCAGAGAGCCUUUCUGAAGAAGAAAUUGCCGGGUUGAAAGAAAUGUUCAAGAUGAUUGACACGGACAACAGUGGUUAUAUUACUUUCGAAGAACUUAAAACUGGACUCAAAAAAUUCGGCGCAAACCUUAAUGAGUCGGAGAUGCUAGAUCUCAUGAAGGCUGCCGAUAUAGACAAUAGCGGCACCAUUGACUAUGGGGAAUUUGUUGCUGCUACUUUGCAUCUGAACAAAGUGGAGAAGGAAGACCAUCUAUUUGCCGCAUUCUCAUACUUCGAUAGAGACGGAAGUGGCUAUAUCACUCAAGAUGAGCUUCAACAAGCCUGUGAGGAGUUCGGCAUAAAGGAUGUCCGCUUGGAGGAAAUGAUCCAAGAAGUUGAUCAGGACAAUGACGGUCGCAUUGACUACAACGAGUUCGUGGCGAUGAUGCAAAUGGGGGACGCUGAUCUUGGGACAAAGGGUCUAAAGAGCAGGAGUUUCGGAAUCGGUUAUAGAGAAGCACUGUCCGUCUGUUAACACAGGGAAACGCCCCGCUCAAACGGUGUCCAUCCGGUAGAUGGAGCCAGGGUCCACUGUCGUCAACAGUGACUAUUCACCCGGUCCACGGUCAGCCUGGUGCGAAC
This is a messenger RNA of Rhodamnia argentea, 2327 nucleotides long. Its product is annotated as calcium-dependent protein kinase 1-like. The coding region runs from base 391 to 2220 and encodes 609 amino acids. Gene Ontology annotation, molecular function: calcium-dependent protein serine/threonine kinase activity; calcium ion binding; ATP binding. The record is from RefSeq and is a predicted model, not a curated record. Lineage: Eukaryota; Viridiplantae; Streptophyta; Magnoliopsida; Myrtales; Myrtaceae. The transcript has 7 exons. Gene Ontology annotation, cellular component: nucleus; cytoplasm. Gene Ontology annotation, biological process: protein autophosphorylation; peptidyl-serine phosphorylation; intracellular signal transduction.